Molecule: messenger RNA, 1227 nt
Organism: Anopheles aquasalis
Lineage: Eukaryota; Metazoa; Arthropoda; Insecta; Diptera; Culicidae
Product: protein 60A-like
Cellular component (GO): extracellular region
Molecular function (GO): cytokine activity; growth factor activity
Source: RefSeq, a predicted model, not a curated record
AUGAGGACGAUCGUGUGUUGCGUGCUGUCUGUGAAUUUAAUUCAAUUGGUGCUUGGUUCUGGGUUUUAUAUUGAUAAUGGCAUCGAUCAGACGGUACGGGAGAAGAGUAUUCCACUGCAGGAACGGCAAGAGAUCGAACAUGAAAUACUGGAACUGUUGGGACUCCCCGAUCGUCCCAAUACACAGCACGUUCAUCCUUCCUUGAGCAAUGGUGGACGGAAAAGACGGAAGCGAUCCGAUGGUAGCAAUCUGUUCACGAUCGCCGAUGAGCGGGCCAUCGGAGAGAGUGAUGUGAUCAUGUCCUUUCUCAACAAGGACUCGCGGUCGAAGCUCCCGAAGAUACAUCAUCGUCGUGGUGGUCAUCGGCUCUGGUUCGACACGUCCGAAAUGGCAGCCGGUAACGACAAUCAGCUACUGUACGCGAGCUUGCGGAUGUAUAAGAACCGCAGUGCCAUCCGACCCUGGGAUGCGCUAGUAAGUGGAAGGCAGAUCGUAGUGCAAGCAUCGUUGAUAGGUGGGUUCGAUGUGGCAAAGGAUAGCCACCGAUUGGAGUACAUUGCGAAACAGGUCAUACCGUACAACUACGAAGGUUGGGUCGAGAUCAAUGCUACUCAGGCCAUGCACCGAUGGAUCGUCGAAGGAGUGAGCAAUAAGGGAAUCUACGUGGAAGUUUAUUACGCGGAAAGUCCCCGGAAACUCGUCCUACCGCAUGAGGUGGGUUUAAUUUUGUCAAACAAAUUUGGACGCUAUCAACCGUUUCUGGUGGGUUACUGCAAAGGAGCGGAACUGGUGAAACCGGUAGUACACGCCGUCGGUAAACGAUCGAAACGAAGCCUGAAGCGCAAGGGCACCAGACGCACCGAGCGUGUUCGCAAUCCCUUCCUGCAGCGAUAUGGUGGCCCAGGACGCCACAAAAAUUGCCAAAUACAAACGCUUUACGUGAGCUUUCGUGAUUUGAACUGGCAAGAUUGGAUUAUCGCUCCGGAUGGAUUUGGUGCUUAUUUCUGCUUCGGCGAGUGUAACUUCCCGUUGAAUACGCACAUGAAUGCGACGAACCAUGCGCUCAUCCAGACACUGGUGCACCUGAUGCAUCCGACGCGUGUCCCCAAACCGUGCUGUGCACCGACCAAGCUGAACCCUAUCUCGGUACUGUACCACAUCGAUGAUGCUAAUAUCAACUUGAAAAAGUACAAAAAUAUGGUGGUCAAAAGCUGUGGCUGUCUGUAG